CCGCGUCGAGAGCAAUUCGCCGUGUCGCAUGCCAAAGAAACGAAAAGAAAGAAAGAAAAAAGAAAAAGUGCAUCCGCGCGCGUGUUCCUCUGCGGCAACGUGUACGUCGAAUGCACCGCAACCCUUGUCGCAAUCUUCCCUCGUAUCGUUGCACUCUUCGUAUAAUUUCCCGUAUCUCAAUGAUUAUUCUCUCCGUUCGCGGGAUCGCGAUCGAUCGGCUGCACGCGAGCAAGAGUGAGAACCCGUGAUCGGUUAUCACCUUUUAAAUUUGAAGCUAACGCGAAAAAAAAAAAAAAAGAAAAAGAAGUGGUGGUUUCGUUGUGUCGUGGAGGUGCAUUCGCCGGCGCGGACCCUGAAGGCAACGCGUUCCUCUGGAGGCGCUCAGGAGACAAUCAAGAUCCAUCGCUGCCCGGAGAUGUCGGAAAGUCAAGGUGAGGCGAGGACGUGAGGUUUGAUCCGAUGAAUGGAGCCGAGCUCUGACAAAGUUUUCAGCCGAGGGCGAUCAUGACAGGAACAUACCGGAGAUCGAAAGCGCGUACGAAGAUGAGGAGCAAUUCGCCAGGGCAGCACAACCCCUGGUGAAGACGUUGUCGAUGAAGAAGACGGUGGCCCAGGCGGAGGUGGUAUGAACUUUCCCUUGAGAAUGGCGGCCGACACAACGAGGGUCGAAUCUCCAGCAUCGCCGGUGGCUUCUUACGAGGUACCGGCCAGCAGGCGAACUUCGACCCCGAGGCACCUCCACCGCCGCCGUACGUCGCACAACAGCAGACAACCUGUCUGCUCGAGCGACCAGAAAUUGACAAGAAAGUCAAGAGACACAGUAUACACGGCAUGAUGGAGGAAGAGAACGUGGUGCGACCUCAUCAGGAAAUGGCCACCCUGUCGCUUCAGGAGAAGAAAUAUCUUCUUGCCGUCGAGCGCGGAGACGUGGCUUCCGUUAGAAGAAUGCUCCAAAAAGCCCACGAGGCCGACAUUAACAUCAACUGCGUGGAUCCUCUUGGACGAUCUGCCCUGCUCAUGGCGAUCGAUAAUGAAAAUCUGGAGAUGGUGGAGCUUUUAAUAGAACACAAGGUCGAUACCAAAGAUGCACUCCUUCACGCUAUCUCCGAGGAAUUCGUUGAAGCGGUAGAGGUCCUUUUGGAGCAUGAAGAAACCCUUCAUAGGAACGGCGAGCCACAUAGUUGGGAGGCAUUACCUCCUGAUACAGCUACGUUUACGCCGGACAUUACGCCGCUGAUCUUAUCGGCCCACAGGGACAACUACGAAAUCAUAAAGAUCCUUCUGGAUCGUGGAUCCACUCUGCCGAUGCCACACGACGUUCGCUGUGGAUGCGACGAAUGCGUGACAUCGAGAAUGGAGGAUUCUCUGAGGCAUUCGAGGAGCCGAAUAAACGCCUAUCGGGCGCUGGCAUCGCCAUCCUUGAUAGCACUGUCGUCUAAAGAUCCCAUCCUGACUGCCUUUGAGCUCUCUUGGGAACUUCGACGACUCUCGUUCUUGGAGCACGAAUUCAAGAUCGAGUACCAGGAGCUUCGAAGACAGUGCCAAGAUUUUGCGACAGCUCUGCUGGACCACACUAGAAGUUCCUACGAGCUCGAAGUCCUGCUGAAUCACGACCCAACGGGACCAGCUUUUGAGCACGGAGAGAGGAUGCAUCUCAACCGCUUAAAAUUAGCCAUCAAGCUGAGACAAAAAAAGUUUGUGGCGCAUCCUAACGUGCAGCAGCUACUAGCAUCGAUCUGGUACGAGGGCCUGCCAGGAUUUCGAAGGAAGAAUAUGUUCCUCCAGGCGCUGGAGAUCGUUAGGAUCGGCGUUCUUUUCCCGUUCUUCAGCGUAGCUUAUAUCAUCGCACCUCACAGCAUGGUCGGUCAAACUAUGAGGAAGCCAUUCAUCAAAUUCAUCUGUAACUCCGCAUCAUAUUUCACUUUUCUAUUCAUGUUAAUUCUGGCUAGUCAGCGGAUAGAAAGCGUAAUCGGUAAUUGGAUGGGACACGACGUCGACGAAAACGAGCCAACGCCGACGAAACGCGGUGCCGCACCAACGAUCGUGGAAUGGAUUAUAUUGGCCUGGGUGUCGGGGUUGAUCUGGUCGGAGGUGAAGCAAUUGUGGGACGUGGGCCUGGAAGAAUACGUGAACGACAUGUGGAAUGUGAUCGACUUUGUAACGAACUCGCUGUACGUAGCUACAGUCGCGCUCCGAGUGGUAGCUUACUACAGAGUGCAAAAAGAGAACGAGGGUCAGGCACCGGGAUCACUGAUCGAGCUUCAGCGUGAGCAGUGGGACACUUGGGAUCCGAUGCUCAUCUCCGAGGGCCUCUUCUCCGCCGCUAACAUCUUCAGUUCGCUAAAGCUCGUCUACAUAUUCUCCGUGAAUCCUCACCUCGGCCCGCUACAAGUUUCUCUGUCGAGGAUGGUUGUGGACAUUAUGAAAUUCUUUUUUCUCUACGUGCUGGUUCUCUUCGCCUUCUCGUGCGGUCUCAAUCAACUUCUCUGGUAUUACGCCGACAUGGAGAAGAAACGAUGCCCUACGGCGAUGGCGUAUCCGGCCAGUACUAAUGUUACUACCGACUCCAACGCGUGCAUCGUUUGGCGCCGAUUCGCAAAUUUGUUUGAGACAAUACAAACGCUCUUCUGGGCGGUUUUCGGCUUGGUGGAUCUCGAGAGCUUCGAACUGGACGGCAUCAAAGUGUUCACCAGGUUCUGGGGCAUGUUGAUGUUCGGGACUUAUUCGGUCAUUAACAUCGUCGUCCUCCUGAAUCUCCUAAUCGCCAUGAUGAAUCAUUCCUAUCAGUUAAUCUCGGAACGCGCCGACGUCGAGUGGAAAUUCGCUAGAAGCAAACUCUGGAUCAGCUAUUUCGAAGAGGGUGGAACUGUCCCGCCGCCUUUCAACAUCAUACCUACCCCGAAGAGCGCCUGGUAUGUCGUGCAGUGGGUAUAUCGGAAGUGCUGUGGACACAGCAGGGCGGCCAAGAAGGAACACAUGCGCACGAUUAGGCGAAAAGUCAAGCAGGCCUCCGAGCGAGACUUUAGGUAUCAGAGUAUCAUGAGAAAUUUGGUGAGACGAUAUGUCACCGUCGAACAACGUAAGGCGGAAAACGAGGGCGUCACCGAGGACGACGUGAACGAGAUCAAGCAGGACAUUAGCGCAUUUCGCUGCGAGCUCAUCGAGAUACUUAAAAAUUCCGGCAUGAAUACAUCUACCGCAGCGAGUAGCGGUACCGGUGCGGGUGGUAAGAAGAAUCGCCAGAAGGAGAGACGUUUGAUGAAGGGAUUCAACAUCGCGCCGCAGCCAGGCGGAAGCGGCACUCUACCGCCCGUGGCCGAGUUCAUCGCGUCUCUUCAACAAGCGCAGCAGGAGAACUCUCACCAAGAGCUAUUUGGCUCGACUCUAAGCGGUAUAUUCGGACCGGGCGUGAAGAAGAGCCCGCAUCACACCAGCACUAAUAGCGUGCCCGGGCUGGUCACCGGGCCGCAACAAAGUCGCGGUAUCAGAGGUAGCUCCCGGAAGAAGCGCUGGGGCACUCUAAUUGAGGCUGCGAAAGCCGGAAGAGUCUCCAGACUCAUCGGUAGAUCUCGUUCGGAGGACUCGGUGUAUUCGCCGCCGUCCGAGGACGGUGGGUCGCGAUCCGAGGGUUCGUCGGACUCGAAAUCCUCCUUGGAAGGGGCAAGUCAGGACGUACAAAGUACGCACCACCCUCAUCAUUCUCAUCACGCGCAGCAUCAUGAGGCUCAUCACGUGUUCAGCCACGGGCUUGGCCCGGCUCUGGCCGCUCUGAGGAAGAAGCGCAAGAAGUUCUCGUCCUCGAGAUCGUCCACUCCCGCGAUGACCAGCAGCACCAACACGAAUCCUCCGGAUUCGAGCGCGAUGCACUCGGUCGCCACCGUCCUGGCGUCCAGAGUCUGCUCCAAGAAGCAGCUGCAACGUGCGAGCAGCGUGCCGACUCGGGGCCCCGAAAUAAUCCCGCAAUCGUCGAUAAUACCUCGACGGCACGAAGCUACGCAGAGCCAGGAACCCAGCUUCGACGUCAUCGAGCCCGCCAAUAUCAGCGAACAGCAAAAUGUCAGCGCAGUACCAUUGACACCGUCGACCACGGAGGAGAGCGUGGCGGCGAGCGUCCCGACGUCGAAGUUCACGGCGAAACGAAACGGAUCGGCGACGACGCAGCUGCGUCUUCCCGGCAUCGAGCCGAUUUCCGGCCACGACGUGUCCACCGGCUGGCUCUGAGGAAACCGACGUGUCGCCGGGCUGCGGCGGCCGAUCAGCUGACACAGGAAACAUCACUCGGAACUCACAGCGGCUUCGAGCUUCGUUUUCAACGGCCAUGAGGCUAGAACGACGCCGACGACGAUCGCGCUCGCACGCGACACGAUCGUCCCGACGUCGGCAGACGCACAAUGAUGCCUUUCUCGCGACACGACGCGCCAAUGCCGAUUAAACGUAAGAGCGACAUCGGGAAUCUCGAAGAGAAACCUAUCCUCUCUCUCGUCGACCCACUCUCCUUCCUUCAUCCGGAUGAUGCAUCCUUUUGGUACGAGCGCCGCUUCCUUCUGAUCAUACGAUGUUCAAUUCAUGAGGUAACGAAUCAAACGAAUUAUUAUUCUAAUUAUUCAACAACUUUUAUUUGCAUAUCUUUGUUUAUAUAUAUAUAUAUUUAUUUAUUUAUUUUCGCAUUCUAUACAUUUUACUGGCGCGAAGGAGUUUCAACGAUUAUUUUGAUCAACUUUUUUAUUUUCUUUCUGAUUUUUUAAAACUUUAAACAUAUUAAAUAUAGCAGUUGUACAUAAAACGUAUUUGAUGUGCAACAUUUGUGGUUGAAUUAUUCUGAAAUUAGUGAGGACCACAUGAAAUAUCAUACAUUAAUAUGAUCACAGACUAUGUGAUUUUUUUUCUUUACGCGAUCGCGAGAUUUCGCGUGACUACUUUAAGCGACGAUCGAUGGUAAAUUAUGUAUUCUGUGGAUUAUUACUAUUGCUAUUACUGCCAGAACGCGGAAUACGUGGGUCGGCAACCAAUAGCCUAGUCAACACUAGUCAGUCAGAAGAUAUCAUAACGAAAAGGUGAAAAAAAAAACUAAUUAUAUUACAUUAUUAAGUUAACUUC
This is a messenger RNA of Nylanderia fulva, 5097 nucleotides long. The record is from RefSeq and is a predicted model, not a curated record. NCBI's taxonomy places the organism in Eukaryota, Metazoa, Arthropoda, Insecta, Hymenoptera, Formicidae.